UACUGAACUAUAAAAGAGACACAAAUAUUAAGUUAGUGUUCUUUAAUCUAGUAUUCCAAAUCAUUCAGUUUGAAUCCAUUAGGUUUUGUGUAUAUUAAAAUGAUUAAUGCUUGUCAGUAUUUUGAUUGUACCAUGAAAAGAGGUAGACAAAUAUUGUAAAAUUAUUAUAUUAAAAUAUUUGUGUUUCUUUCGUUGAUUAUAGUAAUAAGUAACUUUACUAUGAAGGUGUUAACUGACUGACACUGCAAGCUGCAUGUAUUCCAGGCUCAUUGCACUGUGACUAAUAUAGCAAUAACGUCUCUGGACCUUUCAUAUGUUUGUUUGACAAACCAUUCAGCUGUGAUUUAUCGUAUUCAGUGGAACACUCCUGUGUGUGAUAUAUGUCAGAAGUCUGUUAACAUUCAUUGUCAACUCUUGAUAUUUUGUUUCAUAAAUCUGUAACCUUGAGAAAGUUUUAUUUGUCCAACACAUGAAGAACUCUGUCAAACAGAUGUCUUCGAUUAGCAGUAUCACUGAAGAGGUUUUCCUGAGUGGUGUCACUGCUGUUGCUAGCGAGGAUACACUGACUAAACACAACAUCACGCAUAGCUUGAAUCUGGCCCGAGAGUUGCAGGACUUUGAGUACCCGGUCCAUGUGGAAUGUCUGCGCGUGAGUCUGCGCGACGCGAGUGAUGAAGACUUGUAUCCACGCCUGCACGACCUCGUUGACCACAUCCACCAGGUUGUGGGGAGGGGAGGACGCAUCGUGGUGCACUGCGUGGCAGGAAUUAGUCGCUCGGCCAGCGUCUGUAUUGCCUAUCUUGUGAAGCACCAUGAGAUGACUCUCAACGAUGCCUACCAUCAUGUACUGGACAGACGGGAAGUCAUCCACCCCAACAAUGGAUUCUGGCAGAGUCUGGUCCAGUUUGAGGAGGAUAUUCGUGGAAGUAACAGUGUACAGUUGAUGCCAUUUGUCCUGGGAAUGGUCCCCAGUGUGUAUGAACAGGACACAGAGUUGUGCAUCAAGCGAUACUGGAUGGACGAGUUGUGUUUGAUGUUUCUCUUUCAUUUACUUGUACUUACAGUACAGACUGCAGCUUUUUUCUUUAUGUAGCAAAAGCAUAUAAAUGUCCUCUGUGUGUAAACAUAUAAAUGUUUUUGAUUAUA
Messenger RNA from Gigantopelta aegis, 1146 nucleotides. Its product is annotated as dual specificity protein phosphatase 18-like. Gene Ontology annotation, molecular function: protein tyrosine/serine/threonine phosphatase activity. The record is from RefSeq and is a predicted model, not a curated record. The coding region runs from base 470 to 1093 and encodes 207 amino acids. The transcript has a single exon. Gene Ontology annotation, biological process: protein dephosphorylation. Gene Ontology annotation, cellular component: cytoplasm. Lineage: Eukaryota; Metazoa; Mollusca; Gastropoda; Neomphalida; Peltospiridae.